Messenger RNA from Kluyveromyces marxianus DMKU3-1042, 1638 nucleotides. RefSeq names its product Utp9p (gene UTP9). Bases 1 to 1638 code for a protein of 545 amino acids. Lineage: Eukaryota; Fungi; Ascomycota; Saccharomycetes; Saccharomycetales; Saccharomycetaceae. The transcript has a single exon. Gene Ontology annotation, molecular function: protein binding. The record is from RefSeq and is a predicted model, not a curated record.
AUGGUUGAAUCUGGUUAUUCAGGCGGUGAUUUCAUCACUAGUUUCUCUCCGGGGGCUAAUUUUUUUGCAUUUCAAUCCAAUAGGUCUCAAAAGAACUCUAUUGAAUUGUAUCCAUUGCAAGAUAUCAAUAACCUUCAAAUCACAAGUUCUCAAGUUCAUCAGAUUGACUAUGAGAAUUAUGAUUUGCUGGUUUCUGAAGUCAAGCUGCUUACCUGGUGUAACAAUAACAUACCUACAGAGAAUAACGCUAAAACUAGAAGUGUAAAAAGAAGAGGUAACGAAGAGAUACAAAGUGAAAGAACGGAACAGUACUUUGUAAAUGUAUUCCCUAAGGGUAAAAUUGUGGUAUACUCUUCAAAUGGUAAAGAAAUUAUAAACAUUAUCCAAAACAAGAAAGACAUUCUUGGCAUUGAUUCUAAUGAAGAUGUAAUCUGGAUUUUGGAUGAUGAGAAAACGGUUAAAAGGUUCAAUUAUACUACUUCAAAACCAUUGCAAACUUUUCAUUUGACGGAUGGGAAAAAUGACGAUAUUAUAAACUUUCAAUUGUUGAGGUUCCCUAACAAGCUACUCUUGGCCAUAACAACUGAAGAGGUCAUCUACAUUAUAGAUCCAUCAAAGAAGAGACCUUCUACGUUUGCUAAGAUUGAAAACUUUGGCUCCAUAUCCUGUACUGUAUAUGAUGAAGACCAUGUUGUGAUUGCCGAUGUUUCGAAGGUUAUUCUUUACUCUUUGUCAGAGAAGAAAUCCAUCAUGGAAUGGAAUAUUGAGUGCGAGAAAGUCAAAGUCCACGAUGACACAAUUGUAGUAUUGGAUGUAUCAGGAAAUAUCAAAGUUUUAUCAGCAAAAUCUGAAGAACCAUUGGCUUCCGUUAAGGUCGAAAACUCUGAAAUUUUAGAUUUCGAAUUAAAAGAGGAUAGUAUAGUUUUGGCUUGGAUUGACGUUAAUGAACCUAAGUUCGAAGUGAUAUCAAAGUCACAACUAGAGGAAAAGAAAGAAUUCGCCUUUAACUCAACGAGUCCCAUAGAUACGGUGUCAGAGAUUACAGAAGAAACUGUAAAUAAAGAUAAACCAGAGUCGAACAGAAAGGUUUCGAAAAAAGAACAAAAUGAGACAGCCCAAAUGCUUAUUUCAGCUCUUGUUGAUUCCGAUUCAAAUCCAGUCCAUAUACUAGACCUGUUAUUACAGCCAGCAUGGACGGAUCACAACAUUCAUUUGUUUGUCAGAGAUGAUGUGAAUGCAGAUAUCGUCAAUAAACUAUUUGACGUCCUUGCGAAACAUAUAUCAGCAAAUCCAGCUUCUACCGGACAGGCAUCAACAUGGCUAAAAUGGUUAUUAACACUUCGUAGAUCUCAAAUCAAGAGCAUAAACUCCAACACAAACAAGCUCACAAAGCGUCUAAGGUCUUCUUUAAGGACAAGCGCUGAGUCUCUUCCAACCCUUCUAUCUAUUCAAGGUAAACUUGAAAUGCUAGCAGGUCAAUCCUUAUUAAGAAAGCAGUUUGCAAGUAUGGACGUAAAUCAAGAAACCUCUAGCGACGUUCAAAAUGGAGAACAAGACGAUGAUGCUGAAGCCGGGUUUUUGUUCGAAAACGGUGAAGCUGACGAGUUGGACGACCAAUCUCAAGAAUUACAAAACUAA